AAAACAAGUGUUCACUAGCUAUCCUUUUGUCCAAUUAUGUUUUGCGUCAAGUGACGUUUGUUGAAAUACAGGUAAUAUGUCAGUAGUUCAAACAUGCGCAUGCGUGUAGACAAUUGUUUGGAUUUUGGCGCGUGGAUUCAAAGAGAAACAUGGAGUUGUUGAACGCACUGGAAUUGCUAAAAAUAAAAACUGUAAAUGGGGUGUGGGUGGACACAGUCUGGGAUUUUGAGUUCUACGAGGCGGAGCCAUUAGACCCUGUCAUUGAAGAAGAGAUCAUUGGAAAUGGCUUGGAUGCGUUCAAAGCAGUUUACAAAGGCCUGCUGCCUUUUGCGACAGAUGCCGCAGGUAGCACUGAUAAUGUCUGGACCACAUUCGCAGAAAACGGAGUUUCUGUCAACGCAGUCGUAGCAGUGCUCUCUCAUUUCUUCCUUGGCGUGAAAGCCAGAACAGCCAGCCUCUCUCGGAGGCUGAACGCUUUGCGUGCAGGAUCUGUCUACUUGCUGCUCCUGGGAAUACCAGGCAACAUAGCCAACAAAGUGUUUCACCCAGUUCUGUUUGACGCAUGCCUGGACUUGGUGAAGACAUGCUGGCCCCAGGAUACAGGCAAGAAGCGCAAGAAGGACACAUUCAGGAGCUCCCAGUCAGACCCCAAGAGCAAAAAAAGAGGGAAACCCAACAGGAAGGACAAUGAAGCGAUGGAGGUGGAUGAGUUUGACGAUGAGGACCUGGAGGAGGAGGAGAUGUUUUUUUCUGCAAAGGAUCUCCUGUACAUCAGGGAAGGAAUUAUCUGUCUUGUCAAAACCUUGCUUAGACUCCUGACAAAGUUACCAUUGAAGGACAAGUCCCACAGUGUUCAAAACUGUGCACAGGUUUUCACUGAUCUCACCAGAUUUGAACCAGUGAUCGGCGUACUAACAUUUGCAGAGGGAUCGGACCCUGAUGCUAUGAAGUCCCUGCCAGAGCUGGCCUAUCACGGCCUGCGGCUCCUCUGCUCUCCCAAGCACGGGGAGGGAAGCGAGUCUGUGCGGCAGGUGUUCCACCGGCUCCUGUAUGUGAUCCUGAUGAUGAGCAAUGAAGACUGCGCCAAGCCCUCCCUCUUGGCAGCCACGCAGGCCAAUCAGGCCUCCAGAGAGCAGGCCAUCCAGUUUGUGAGUCACAUAGUUGAUGAGCUGAAGGAAACCGCGCUGCCGAUUCUCCGAAUCCUUCUCCAGCACAUUUGCGUCCAGAUGGUGGACAAGGCGGAGUAUCGCACCAGCGGGGCGCAGACUGUGGUGAAACUGUUGGCCAAGAUGCCCUGUGCCGAGUACGCGUCCUUCAUCCAGUGGCUGUACUCGUAUUCCCUGCACUCCAAGGUGGCGUACCGCAUGUUUGCGCUGGACGUUGCCAUGGCCCUGGUGGAGCGGCCCGAGCGGGAGGCGGACGCCUCGCUGUCGGCCGAGCUGGCUUCCUUCCUCCCGCACAAGUUCCUGGUCCAGGUGAUGGUGUUCGGGCGGCGCUCGGACCGCGCCCCCACCGUGCGCAGCCACGCCCUCACCUACCUCGGCCAGUGCCUGGAGCUGCAGUCGCCCAACGCCACCGAGAGCGUCCAGGAGCUCUUCUCCUUCACUUCUGCACAGACCAUUCUGGAAGGAGGGAGAUCUGUUGGUUUGCCCACCAUCCAAGAAUCAAACAUACAAAAAACUGCCUUGAACUUUAAAACUAUUGAAAUGACCAACAAAGCAGACAUCAGCACCUUUGAUACUAAAGAGACGAUGGCUUUGCUUAUGCGGCGAGUCAGUGAUGAAAAGACCAACGUGAGGAAGUCUGCCCUGCAGGCUCUGAUGAGUCUCCUGAAGCACAGGGUGAUCCCCUGCAGCCAGGAGAACCUGUCCAUCCUGUCGGGCCGCUGCAGAGACCCCGCAGUGUCCGUGAAGAAGAAGGCCCUGCAGUGCCUCAUGGACCUCCUCACUGCCCAGCCGGAGGACAGCGUGGUCCAGAAGUCCUGGCUGAUGGGCGUGGUGCCCGCGAUCUGGGACUCGGAGAAUUCGGUGCAGGAGAAGGCUCUGGAGUGCCUGGACCUCACCAUCCUCGCCAACAUCAGGAACCACAGAGACUACAGCUCACAGGACAUCCCCCAGAAGCUGGCCUGGGACCUGCUGGGGCUGCUAUGCAGGGAGAACCAGGACCUGGGCCGUUACUUGAACAAGGCCUUUGCCGUCUGGUCCAAGCAGAAGAAGUUCUCCUCCUCCUUCGUCAACAGCCUGAUCUCCCACACGGGGGCCGAGCACGCCCCCGCGGCCUGGCUCCUGCUGUCCAAGGUGGCCGGCUCCUCUCCCCGGCUGGACUACAGCAGGAUCCUGGACGCCUGGGACGAGACGGUCAGGGACAGCAACGUCGCCGUGGCGACAUCCUGCCACAUCCUGUGUGUGAUCGGGGACAUUGCCAAGCACCUCAACGAGGACACCAAGAGCAGGAUCGUGGAGGACAUCAUGAAGUGGCUGAAGAGCUUUGACGUACCCCUGGAGGUGGUCAGCGCCUGCGUGGAUGCGCUGUACCAGCUGGGGCGGGAGGAGAAGGUGGAGGACACGCAGAGGUUCCUGAACCAGCACUGUGGAGAGCUGGUGUCCAUCUGUGAGGCCUACCUCUCCGGCAUCAUGCUGAGCCAAGAUGGAGCUCUGAACUUAAACGAAGACCUCGUGGUACGACACCUGUUCACUCUGGGGGUCGCGGCCCUGCAGUGCCCUGCUAGAGUGGGCAAACGGAUCUUCCUCCUCGUUCAGUCCAUUCUGGCUUCAAACGAGGAGCUGCAGUUGGUCGAUGGGUCGGAUGAGCUCCCUGCCACUCAGCCCCUGUCUCAGUUCAAGCCGUCCUCCAUGCCCACGCUGGUGCGAGCCCACGCCUUCAUCACUCUGGGUAAGCUCUGCCUGCAGAACGAGGACCUGGCCAAGCGCUGCAUCCCGGCCUUCGCCCGCGAGCUGGAGGUCAGCGAGGAGGUGGCCGUGCGCAACAACGUGGUGGUGGUCAUGUGCGACCUGUGCGUGCGCUACACCACCAUGGUGGACCUCUACAUCCCCAACAUCUCCGCCUGCCUGAAGGACCCGGAGCCCCUCAUCCGCGAGCAGACCCUGAUCCUGCUCACCAACCUGCUGCAGGAGGAGUUUGUCAAAUGGAAAGGAUCCCUCUUUUUCCGCUUUGUCAGUUUGCUUGUGGACCCAGAACCUCGGAUCGCCAGCCUUUGUGAAUUCUGCUUGGUUCACCUGCUCCUGAAGAGGAACCCCAUAAUGUUCUCCCAGCACUUCAUCGAGUGCAUUUUCCACUUCAACUGCUACGAGAAGCAUGAGAAGUACAACAAGUUUCCCCAAACAGACAGCGAGAAGGCCAAGUUCUCCCUGAGGGGUUCCGAAAACAAAGAGAGGCGAAUGAGGAUCUACAGGUUUCUGCUGAAGCACUUCACAGACGAGCAGCGCUUCAGCAUCACCACUAAAAUCAGCCAGAGCGUCCUGGCGUGCUUUGUGGAGGACGUCCUGCCCCUGGACUCUGAGGGCUGCGAGCUGCUGUCGGACACCUUCGAGGUGCUGAGCCUGAGGGAGAUAAAGCUGUCGGCCAUGCACGGCUCCGCCGAGCGCGACGAGCUGGAGGAGGGAGACGAGAUGGCCAUGGCCAACGCCGUCAUACAGGUGGCCCAGAAGAAGCUCAUCUCGCAGGUCCAGAAGAAGAAUUUUAUUGAGAACGUGAUUCCCAUCAUCAUUUGCCUGAAGGCCAGGCUGGAGAAAAAGCAUUUUCCUGUGCUGAAAGACCUGAUGGGAUAUCUGCAGGUGAUGAUGCAGAGCUACCGCAGCGAGGUGAAGGACUUCUUCGCGGCGGACGAGCAGCUGGCCGCCGAGCUGGAGUACGACCUGCAGCGCUUCGAGAAGGAGCAGGAGAUGGAGCAGCAGCUGGCCGCCUGCUCCGUGACGGACAGCACCUCCGCCAGCUCGCCCGCCGUCAUCACCACCCCGAGGGCUGCCACGAACUCCGCUCGCGCAUCACCAGUGCCCACGGCAGGCCAGAGUGAACGCUCCGCCCAGGCCACGCCCCUGCCGCCUGGCUCCGCCCCCCGCUUCAUCACCCCUAGGCCCACAAGCGCGGUCAAGCAACGGCCAAUGAGCACCUCGGAGGUUCUGACUAGGGCCCGCAAAGCCGUGGAGAGAAGCGGGCUGCGCGGGAACCGCAGGGCGUCGGCCAGCAGCGAGAACGCCACGCCCCUCAACCCAUCAGCUGUCCCCAAGCACCUGCUUCGUCUGGGCUCCACUGGGGUAGGGUCAGCCCUUGAAAAUCGGGCCAUCAGCACCCCACAGCGGAGCAUGAAUGAGCUGACGUUUGGAGAGGGAGUCAGCGCCAUUUUCAGCACCUGCAGAACAGAACCAAAGAAUGCUGGGAAGGAAGAUGACAACGUCCUCUACAUGAUUUCACCAGAUAAGCCCACUCCCCCACCCAGACAGUGGAACGUGGAAUCUCCUCUCUGUCGAAGAGGAUCAAGAAGGCAAAGACUGUAGUUUAAAAAUAAAACGACUUUAAAAAUGCCUGUGUUCUUUCUGUGCUUUCCCAAAAGUCUGUCCUGUCUCUUCUCUGCCUGUCCUUUGUUUGUAUACCACCUUCAGUCAUUUCCUCUGCACUUUGUAUCACGUUUCUAAAUAUUGCAUGCCAUUGUUAACGCUUGUGUAAAUAAAAUAAAAAAUGACAAUGUA
Messenger RNA from Anguilla rostrata (American eel), 4706 nucleotides. RefSeq names its product non-SMC condensin II complex, subunit D3 (gene ncapd3). Bases 150 to 4514 code for a protein of 1454 amino acids. Gene Ontology annotation, biological process: meiotic chromosome condensation; mitotic chromosome condensation. NCBI's taxonomy places the organism in Eukaryota, Metazoa, Chordata, Actinopteri, Anguilliformes, Anguillidae. Gene Ontology annotation, molecular function: histone binding. The record is from RefSeq and is a predicted model, not a curated record. The transcript is spliced from 35 exons. Gene Ontology annotation, cellular component: condensed chromosome, centromeric region; condensin complex.